AUGGAACUGGUACUCUACGAGAGCGACUACCCCGCGGUCUUCCUCCCCGCCAUGUCCAUCUUCCACUACCUCCUCCCCGACGGACCUGGCGUCUCCCCACUACCGCACUUCGAUCCGUCACUCCCAUGCGUCAUCGACGCCGCGACGGGCCGGACUGUCUCAAGAGGGGAGAUGGAGAACACGGCCCUCCGGCUCGGUCAAGGCCUCCGCGAGAGUGGGAUGAAACGCGGCGAUGUGGUCAAUCUCUUCGCGCCGAAUUCCAUCGAGUUCGCUUUCGUGACUUGGGGUACUAUCGCAGCGGGGUGUGCCAUCACCCCGGCCAAUGUUGCAUACGAACCCCACGAACUCGCGCACCAAGUCAACGACUCCGGCGCGUCAUUCUUCUUCGUCGCGCCGUCCCAGCUCCCCGUCUUCGAGCGCGCGCGCCAGCUCUUCAAGAACCCCGUGCCUGAUAACCGCAUCGUCCUCUGCUGUGACGUGGGACCCGGUGCGCGCGGCACUGCACCGGACAAGUAUCGCUCCCUACAUGAACUGCUUGGGGCGCGGGCUCCCGCCGAGCGCUUCGAGACGGACCCCACCGCCACCGCAUUCCUCUUCUACUCGUCCGGCACGACCGGCCUUCCGAAAGGCGUGGAGACGACACACUACAAUCAGACGACGCAGAUGCAGACCGCCGGCCCGCACCUGGAGCAGCUCACCACGCAGGACCGAAUGCUCGGCUUCCUGCCCAUGAGCCACAUGUAUGGCGCGAUGAUGUUCCUCCUCAUCCCGCUGCGGUUCGGGUGCGCUUCGGUUCUGCUGCCACGCUUCGAGGAGAUCGCCGUUUACAAGGCCAUCCAAGAGUAUAAGAUCACGAUCGGGGUUAUCGUCCCCCCCGUUCUGGUGAUUUGGGCCAGCUCGCCUCAUUUCAAGAACUAUGAUCUCAGCUCACUCCGGUCGCUUCUUUCCGGCGCAGCCGUUCUUUCACCCGACCUCGCGCGGCGGCUGUCCAAGGUGAUCCCGGUUCCUGUUUGCGAGGCCUACGGCAUGACCGAGACGACCCCCGCCAUCAUUGUCAAGAACAACAAGCUGUCCACUACGGAGCGUAUCGGGUGGGUUGGCCGCCUUCUCCCAUCCUACCAGGUGCGGCUUGUACUUGAAGACGGCUCCGACGCGCCACUUGGUACCCCUGGCGAGCUGUGGGCGCGGGGACCCAACGUCAUGAAGGGUUACAAGGGCCGGACAGGCGAUAUCCUGCCUGGCGGAUGGUUCAGAACGGGAGACGUGAUGGUUCGGGACAAACACGGCUGGUUCCGCGUUGUCGACAGAGUCAAGGAACUGAUAAAGUACAAGGGCCUGCAGGUCGCGCCGGCCGAGCUGGAGGAUCUGCUGCUUUCGCACCAUUACAUCAUCGACGCGGGAGUUGUGGGCGUUGAGGACGAGAAGCAGGCGACGGAGUUGCCACGUGCAUACGUCGUGGUCGACCCCAAGAAGGCCGCGGAGCUGCAAACCGACCGCCACCGGCGCCGCUUCGCUCGCGAGGUCGUGGAGUGGGCGGCAAAGCGUUCUGCGCCACACAAGAAGUUGCGUGGUGGAUUGGUCAUCAUCGACGUCAUCCCAAAGAGCCCGAGCGGCAAGAUCCUACGCCGGUUCCUGCGCGAGCGUGCUGCAGCGGAGUGGGCGAGUGAGGAGAAGGGCAAGUUGUAG
This is a messenger RNA of Cutaneotrichosporon cavernicola, 1686 nucleotides long. RefSeq lists its product as uncharacterized. The record is from RefSeq and is a predicted model, not a curated record. Bases 1 to 1686 code for a protein of 561 amino acids. The transcript is spliced from 4 exons. Gene Ontology annotation, molecular function: CoA-ligase activity. Lineage: Eukaryota; Fungi; Basidiomycota; Tremellomycetes; Trichosporonales; Trichosporonaceae. Gene Ontology annotation, biological process: secondary metabolic process.